GUUCAGUAAAGCUGAUGAGGUCAGGAUUAAUUUCAAACACUUAUAAAACUAUUUAUUUUGGUGAAUUUUUCACCACUAUGGUUAGCUUAUUUAUUCGCGAGACAAUUAACUCUUAGUACUUGAAUUACCACUUCGUUAUUUGAACAUUAAAAACCUAACAGCUUCCUUUCUAGUAAUCUGAUAGCUGCCUGUAUCUAGAUUCUCUACUGCCCUGAGACAAACGGAAUCACACAACUAUAAGAUAUACAAAUCUACAAACAACUAACAAACUGAAUGAAAUUGUUGCGGUCGAGUGGCUAGACUACCACUCCCAGAACAAAACGAAACUCAUGGAGCUGUACUGAUGCUACGAGAGGGAGUGCGAAGAAAUCAGUCAGUAUAUACAAGCUCGAGACAAAGAUAUUGGAUAUCGGAUUCACUAUUUCUGACCAAUCAAAUCGCAGCCUUGAGAGACAAACGCAAAGUAACGUUUGUAGGAAUUUAAAGCCUUCAGUUUGUUGUCGUGGUUGAAAUAACGUACCUAUUUAAAAACUCUCACUUCUAUUUCUUCUUUAUUCCAAUAUGUUUCGCCUUGAAAUUGUCUGCAAGUUAUUCCACUUUAUGCGUUUGCCAAACGAAGAAGUAAGUCCUUGUGGAUGUACAAUUCUGCUUAUGUUCUUUAGUUUAUAAUCACUAGAAAUACGUCAUGUCUGUGUUUAUAUUUUAUAUUGUCCUGUCUUUUAAAUGCUUUGCUGGAACCAGGUUGUCGUCAUUCUUUGCUUUCUCAAGCUCAUGAUUCAUGCUAGUGACUAUAAUGUAGUUUGUUUUCUUCCUGUCCCCAAAAUAUCUUGAAAAAUAUCAUCUGAUCAAAAUUUUCAUUCCGGAUGGAAGUAUUUUCUAAACCAACAUUAUUCACUCGAGUUUUCGCUCUUUCAAUAAGAAAUAUGAGUUCUACAAGUCAACAACCAAAGCAUAAAAUUCUUAUCGUAGGUGGAGGCGCAGGUGGUUGUGCAAUGGCUAAUCGUUUAUGUAAACAUUUUGAAAAGAAUGAAGUUGCUGUUAUAGAGCCCUCUGCAACUCAUUAUUAUCAACCUUUAUGGACACUUGUUGGUGCUGGCAUUAAACCGUUACAAGAAUCAGUUCAACCUCUAGAAAAAGUUUUAACAUCGAAAGCUAAAUUGUAUAAGGAUAAAAUUACACAUAUUGAACCAAAAGAAUCUUAUGUUGUAUUAUCAAAUGGAGAUAAAAUAUCAUAUGAAUAUUUAAUCUUGGCACUUGGAAUAACUUUACGUUAUGAUAAGGUUAUUGGAGCUGAAGAGGCGCUGAAAAAUGAUCCACGUGUUUGUUCAAAUUAUUCUACAGAUUAUGUAGAAAAAACUUAUAAAGCUUAUCAAAAUUUCAAUGGUGGAAAUGCUGUGUUCACACUACCAGCUGGACCAAUUAAAUGCGCUGGUGCACCACAAAAAGUUAUGUACCUAUUUGAAGAUUACAUUAAAAGGUCUGGUAAAAAGAUUUUAGCAAAUAUUCAUUAUUUUACUGCUACUAACAAAUUGUUCUCAGUGGAUAAAUAUUCAGAAAAUUUAACUGAAAUUUGUAAAAAACGAAAUAUCAAUUGUAAUUUGUCAUACAAUUUAGUUGAAGUAGAUUCACAAGCUAGUGAAGCAGUAUUUCAACACAUGGAAACUAAAGAACUUAAACGAAUUAAAUAUGACUUUUUACAUAUCACUCCACCAAUGUGUUGUCCAGAAAUUUUAACUAAAACACCAAAAUUAACUAAUCCAAAAGCAUGUGAUUAUGUAGAUGUCAAUGUGAAAACUUUACGACAUAAUCAUUAUGAUAAUAUAUUUGCCCUUGGUGAUUGUGCUGCAUUGCCUACAUCGAAAACUGCCGCAGCUGUAUCUAAUCAAGCGGCAACAUUAGAAAAGAAUCUAUGUGAUGUUAUCAAAGGUGGUCAAGGAAAUGUUUCUGAAUAUGAUGGAUAUACAGCUUGUCCUAUAGUUACUGGGUAUAAUCGUGGUAUUAUAGCAGAAUUUGAUUAUAGAGCUAAACCAUUAGAAACAUUACCUAUUGAUCAAGGAAAAGAACGUUAUAUAUUCUAUUUUAUUAAAACAUACAUUCUACCACCACUUUAUUGGGAUGGACUUUUAAAAGGAAUAUGGUCUGGUCCAAAAUCUAUUCGAAAUCUGCUUCAUUUACAUCGACCUUCAUAUUCCGAACCACAGAAAUGAUCUGAAGAAAGAUGAUAAUUCACUGACAUUUUCUUUGUAUUCUUCUUCUUCAUCAUCAUCAUCAUCAUCAUGAAAGUGUGUGUUUGUAUGUAUGUGUAUGUGCCUAUUAUGUAAUUGAUGAUUUCUAAAACAUCUACACAUUUUGUUCUCAUUGCAUGAACCUUUUUUUGUAGUUUCAUAAUUUUUUUUACUGUAACCUUUGAGCAACAAAAUAAUAUUUUCAUUUUGUUCAUUGAUUUGAUGCAAUAAUCAUAAUUAUUGUUCAUUAUCCUUUACCCGGGCUUGGGACUGGCAGUAGCCCUCGGAGGAGCUAAGUUAAUUAUCUUUAUCAACGGUUAUCUAAGUAAUGUCCAAUUUCUGACGUAAUAUAAAAUCUUGGAGUUGAAUGUAAUCCCAUCUUACUGGUCACAUUCACUGAUUGUCCCAAUAUAUAAGAAGGGGUG
Messenger RNA from Schistosoma rodhaini, 2650 nucleotides. NCBI's taxonomy places the organism in Eukaryota, Metazoa, Platyhelminthes, Trematoda, Strigeidida, Schistosomatidae. The record is from the annotation of a GenBank genome assembly.